Molecule: messenger RNA, 1792 nt
Organism: Procambarus clarkii (red swamp crayfish)
Lineage: Eukaryota; Metazoa; Arthropoda; Malacostraca; Decapoda; Cambaridae
Source: RefSeq, a predicted model, not a curated record
GUUCAAGGAAAAAUGGCGUCGUGUCGGGUGUUCGAGAAGGUCACAGUGUAUAUUUGGCACGAGGAUGGUAACCGAACAAAUAAAUAUGCAGAGCCAGUUACUUUAAAACUUGAACAUGAUCCUCAUGGAUUAGCCUGCAAAAUUAAACGAGGUGACGUUUGUGUUUUGGACAUUCCUGUUGACACGAAGACAGAAUGCUGUCGGUUGGGGACAAAAUCCUAUUUAUUUGCAUCUCCCCACGAGGACCUACUUUUUACCUUUGCAACAGAAUCAGACUCUAGAAAGUUUCACAAUGUUAUAUUCAAGGUUCGUCAAGGAAAAGAGGUAUCUGUAUUCAAUGAAAGAACAGAUGACUCCAGUGCAACACAGUACUUUCAGUUUUACAGUUACCUUUCCCAGCAACAGAAUAUGAUGCAGGAUUACAUCCGAACUGGAACGUAUCAACGUGCAAUUCUCUCCAAUAUGAGUGACUUCAGGGACAAAAUUGUUUUGGAUGUUGGGGCCGGUUCUGGAAUUCUUUCUUUCUUUGCUGCUCAAGCCGGGGCUCGUAAAGUGUACGCAGUUGAGGCAUCGUCCAUGGCACAGCAUUGCGAGAUGUUAGUGAGAUCGAACAAUCUUCAAGACACCAUCAAAGUAAUAGCUGGCAAGAUAGAGGAAAUUGACUUGCCAGAUAUGGUAGAUAUGAUAAUAUCUGAACCAAUGGGUUACAUGUUGUAUAAUGAGCGUAUGCUUGAGACAUAUCUACAUGCCAAAAAAUGGCUUAAACCAACCGGUCGAAUGUUUCCUUCCCGAGGUGACCUUCACGUGGCUCCAUUUAACGACGAAUCACUUUAUUACGAGCAGCUCAACAAGGCAAAUUUCUGGUACCAGAAUUGUUUCCAUGGAGUAGACUUGUGUCAACUUCGGGAGCAAGCCCUUAACGAGUAUCUGCGACAGCCAAUUGUGGAUACUUUCGACAUUGGUAUCUGCUUAGCUAAAUCAAUUCGAUAUUCUCUGGACUUCUUGGUUGCGCAGGAAAAAGAUUUACAUCAUCUAGUUAUCCCGCUGGAGUUCCACAUCUUAAAAUCGUGUACUAUGCAUGGCCUGGCUUUCUGGUUUGAUGUAGCCUUCCUUGGCUCAACGCAGACAGUCUGGCUUUCAACUGCACCCACAGAACCUCUCACUCACUGGUAUCAGGUGCGCUGCCUUCUAGAAAAGCCAAUAUUUGUUAAAGAGGGUCAGCUUGUUACCGGUACUGUGGAGCUUGUUGCCAACAGAAGACAAUCAUACAAUGUAAAUUUGGAGGUACGGAUAGAGGGCACAUCAACUGUAUCCAUUAACUCGCUAGACCUGAAGAAUCCAUAUUUCCGUUAUACAGGAGUUGCUCCUCAGCCACCUCCAGGCAACAAUUCAGUUUCUCCAUCGGAAUCCUAUUGGGGCACAGUUGAUGCUCAAGGUGCCAAACAAGCAGUUAACAUGGUGAAUGGUAUAACAGUGAAUGGUCUUGGAGAAGUAGCACUGGACCAAGGAACCUCUCUCAUCACCCUUGGGACACACCUCCAUUGUCAAGCUCCUGAGAAUUUCUUGGCCUACCAGGAACCACGACCAGAAUCUGGCUCCCUCAGAGAGGCGAGGGGAGGACGUGGGGAACAAAGGUCGACCUCACAACUAAAGAGAGCCACUCGGAAAGUCAAAGGCUUAACAGAACAAACCACUGCUCUAUGAAAAAGGAAUGACAUGAGGAAAGCAAGGCAGCUGAUAUUUGGCAACAGGUAAACCAGUCUUGUACCAGCUACCUUGGGUGUGUGUAGGU